Messenger RNA from Gongylonema pulchrum, 412 nucleotides. Lineage: Eukaryota; Metazoa; Nematoda; Chromadorea; Rhabditida; Gongylonematidae. The record is from the annotation of a GenBank genome assembly.
UUUACGUGAUGGGCUCCUUUUGCAGGCAUCCCGGUUUGCAGAUCACUCUUUGUUCACCCGAUGAGCGCUUCAUAUCAGAAGGGCGGCGUCAAAUUACCGAUUCACAGCUGGAUGCCUUAAUGGAUGUUGUUGCUAAUAAAGUGUACAUUAUCGGAGGCCUUGUGGAUGAAACUGGUGUUGGCUCACUGUCACGACACCAAGCCGAAGCGUUAAGUGUAGAUGUGCGACGAUUACCAGUACAAGAGUUCCUCCAACGCCAGCAGAAGGGAACAUUUAACACGAUGCUAGCAGUAAAUCAAGUUGUUGAAAUCCUCGUACGUUAUGUUAUCACCAGAAAUUGGCUUGAAGCGCUUUCAGUCGUUCCCAAAAGAACUGGCUAUGAAGCCCCGAAGUGUCACAGUGGUCGGUGAUG